AUGCACUUCAAUUCACUGAUCAUUUUCAUUAGUAGUCUAGAUUUUCCUCGUUUUUCUUCUCUCUGGCAAAAGCUGUUUGGUUCUGUGGGUUUCUUCGUUAGUUCAUUGCACUACGGACUAAUGGGGUCCAAGGGAUUUCUUGGUUUUCUGUGGAUUGUGACAGUGUUGUCUUUCCUCAGCUCAACUCAAGGUUACAAGUUCUACGUUGGUGGCAAAGAUGGUUGGGUGGUUAGCGCUUCUGAGAAGUACAAUCAUUGGGCUGAAAGGAACAGAUUCCAAGUCAAUGACGCUCUCUUUUUUAAGUACAAGAAAGGGUCAGACUCGGUGCUGUUGGUAACAAGAGAAGCUUACUACUCGUGCAACACCAGUAACCCAAUACAGUCCCUGACAGAGGGUGAUUCAAUCUUUACAUUUGAUCGUUCAGGUCCCUUCUUCUUCAUCGGAGGCAAUGCUGAUAACUGCAACAAAGGCCAAAAGCUCAUCGUUGUGGUGUUGGCUGUGAGACACAAACCCCAGAAGCAGCCUCCUUCUCCAUCUCCCUCAUCUGCUGUGCCAACAACACCGCCAGUUUCUCCAGCUCCAUCUCCUGUUCCUAAGACUAACCCUCCAGUGGAGUCACCAAAGGCCAGCGAUCAAUCGGACGUUGAUGCUCCGGCGCCGGCUCCUGAGAAAAACUCGGGUUCAUUGGGAUUAGUAUGUUCUACUUCGUUAGUGUUGGGUUUCAGCGUUUGGGUGAGCAUGAUCUUGUGAAGUUUGUAA
Messenger RNA from Theobroma umbraticum, 759 nucleotides. RefSeq names its product early nodulin-like protein 3. The record is from RefSeq and is a predicted model, not a curated record. Gene Ontology annotation, cellular component: plasma membrane. Gene Ontology annotation, molecular function: electron transfer activity. Lineage: Eukaryota; Viridiplantae; Streptophyta; Magnoliopsida; Malvales; Malvaceae.